Bacidia gigantensis is the source of this 2565-nucleotide messenger RNA. RefSeq lists its product as uncharacterized. Bases 1 to 2565 code for a protein of 854 amino acids. Gene Ontology annotation, biological process: transmembrane transport; intracellular iron ion homeostasis; chloride transport. The record is from RefSeq and is a predicted model, not a curated record. The transcript has 5 exons. NCBI's taxonomy places the organism in Eukaryota, Fungi, Ascomycota, Lecanoromycetes, Lecanorales, Ramalinaceae. Gene Ontology annotation, cellular component: early endosome; endoplasmic reticulum; fungal-type vacuole. Gene Ontology annotation, molecular function: voltage-gated chloride channel activity.
AUGAGUGCGCGCACCUCCUCGUUCUCCUCCCAACAUCGGAGCAGACCGUCCUUGCCCGAACGACGACUUUCCCGCCGUCUCUCAUUACUAUCUAGCUCCGAGCAAGGCAGGAGCGAGGCUCCAGCAGACAACACCGAACAUGAACUCACAGAGGAGAUCGAGGAGAUUAAGAGAUAUGAGGACUUCACAACGAUAGAUUGGGUGCAAGAUGCGGCACGGGAGCAGCUAAGAAGAAGAGCUCGAAGGAAAGAGAAUGCAGGCUUCUUUGAGAGAGAUGGCUCUUUGGGCUGGCGGCGCAAAUUGCGGGACACUUACGAGGCAGGUCAGGCUUGGAUCGUUGUGACCUUGGUCGGCGCUGCGAUUGGACUCAAUGCCGGGUUCUUGAAUAUCGUUACAGAAUGGCUAUCAGACGUCAAGCUGGGAUACUGCUCGACUGCUUUCUAUCUGAACGAGGACUUCUGCUGCUGGGGCGCUGACACCUGUGACGAAUGGCAUACCUGGACACCACUAUGGCCAAUCAAUUACCUUCUCUAUUUGAUAUUUUCCAUCAUCUUUGCUCUUACAUCGGCUAGCCUGGUCAAAGCUUACGCACCUUAUGCUGCUGGAUCAGGUAUUUCGGAGAUCAAAUGUAUCAUCGCAGGAUUCGUAAUGAAAGGCUUCCUUGGGUUUUGGACCCUUUUGCUGAAAUCGAUUUGUCUGCCAAUAGCGAUUGCAUCAGGGCUGUCCGUUGGCAAAGAAGGUCCGAGUGUGCAUUAUGCUGUUUGUACCGGAAACGUCAUAUCAAGAUUCUUCGAUAAAUACAAGCGGAAUGCUUCCAAAACACGCGAAAUAUUCACUGCCUCUGCAGCAGCCGGUGUCGCAGUGGCAUUUGGCAGUCCCAUCGGCGGUGUACUAUUUUCGCUCGAGGAAAUGUCGUCUUAUUUUCCUCUGAAGACAAUGUGGCGAAGCUAUUUUUGUGCACUUGUAGCUACAGCUGUCCUCGCCGCCAUGAAUCCUUUCAGAACAGGCCAGCUAGUCAUGUUCGAAGUGAAAUACGACAAAUCGUGGCACUUCUUCGAAAUUCUCUUCUUUAUCAUAUUAGGUAUAUUUGGCGGCCUUUACGGUGCUUUUGUGAUGAAAUGGAACCUUCGAGCGCAGGCGUUUAGGAAGAAGUAUCUGGUCAAAUACGCAAUCUUAGAGGCCACUUUGUUGGCCGCUGGAACUGCUCUUGUCUGUUUCCCUAAUAUGUUUCUCAGAAUUGACAUGACCGAGGAGAUGGAAAAACUGUUUCAGGAAUGUGAAGGAGGACAUGACUAUGACGGUCUUUGCGAACCCAAAAAUCGUACAACGAUGGUCCUUUCUCUCCUCUUCGCGACGAUCAUGAGGACUUUCCUUGUGAUCAUUUCGUAUGGCUGUAAAGUGCCCGCAGGCAUAUUUGUACCGUCAAUGGCUAUUGGGGCAUCAUUUGGCCGAAUGGUCGGCAUACUAGUUCAAGCCCUACAUGAGGCCUUCCCUAACGCCAAAUUCUUCUCUGCCUGUGAGCCAGAUGUGGCAUGCAUCACCCCUGGCACUUACGCUUUCCUGGGAGCUGGUGCAGCUCUAAGUGGUAUCAUGCACAUAACGGUGUCUGUAGUUGUCAUUAUGUUCGAGCUGACCGGUGCAUUGACCUAUAUUCUACCAACGAUGAUAGUGGUGGGGGUCACCAAAGCUGUAAGUGAGCGCUUUGGUAAGGGUGGCAUCGCAGACCGCAUGAUUUGGUUCAACGGCUUCCCGUUCCUGGACAACAAAGAAGAGCACACUUUUGGCGUACCAGUGUCUCAGGUCAUGACCAGCAGUGUCACUUCUCUGCCAUCGACCGGUUUGAAUCUGCGUUCUCUUGAGCAUCUGCUCACGGAGAAUAAGUACCAGGGGUUUCCGGUCGUCGAAGAUGCGACCUCAAAAACCCUCAUUGGCUAUAUUGGUCGGACAGAGCUUCGCUAUGCCAUCGAUCGAGCUAAAAAGGAGGCUUUCAUCUCACCGAAUGCAAAGUGCUACUUUACACAGCCAGACUCAACAGCCACACAGACGCCAUCCGCCGCCGCCCCACCAGUCACUUUUGAAGCCAUCGAAUCUUCCUCAGGUCGGCAGACCGUCGAAUUUUCCCGUUUCAUUGAUCCCACGCCUCUGGCAGUCCAUCCGAGACUGCCCCUAGAGACCGUCAUGGAGCUUUUCAAAAAGAUGGGGCCUCGUGUAAUUGUCAUCGAGUAUCGUGGGCGUGUUGCAGGUCUCGUGACCGUGAAAGACUGCCUUAAAUUUCAAUUCAAGGUCGAAGCUCAAGAUACUGCUCACGAGAGUAUUGCUCAUCAAGAACGACAGGAGAAGCUUUGGGCUGUCAUUAACACGACAGCUGAUUGGGUUGCCGAGAAAGUCGCUCACUACUCUGGCGGCCGCGUUGAGCUCAAGGGUUCAAAUCGACAACCAAGUUUAUUGACAUCAGACAACAUUGAUCCACGUGAUCAAUUUUCACCCAUCGGACCACCUUCUCCCCAUGCCAUUUUGGAUGGUACUGAGGACAUUGAUAUUGGUGUAGAAUUGAGAGACCGGUGA